Molecule: messenger RNA, 29792 nt
Organism: Spirometra erinaceieuropaei
Lineage: Eukaryota; Metazoa; Platyhelminthes; Cestoda; Diphyllobothriidea; Diphyllobothriidae
Source: the annotation of a GenBank genome assembly
AUGGAGAGCAGCCCCAGCUCUUCGAAACGUCAGCCAGAAAAGUCCCCCGAUCCGGUGAGCAAUUCAUUCUCCUCAGAUUACCGACCCGGAUCUCUUACUUUUGCUAACCUGAACACACAAAUGUGCAGAGUUUAUUCAACAAAUUGGAUGAAAUAAAACUCGCCGUGUCUCAUUUCCAACCCGACUGAAACUUGGUUAAAUACGCAGAUAAAGGACGCAGAAUUUGUGCUAGAUGGUUUUCAGCUUUUCCGAAUGGACCGAAACGGACGAAGGGGUGGGGGAAUUGCGAUAUUUAUACGAGAUGGCAUCUACUACGUCAGAGUUGGGUCUUCCCCAUUUCGGAACAAUGAUUGCGAAAUAUUCAGUUGUUACUUAAUAGUGUCAAACCAUCCAAGCCUACAUAUGGCCCUGGUUUAUAGACAAUCAAGCCAGCAGACGGAUGAGGACGAUGCACUCAUCACCGAGAUAGAAGAAAUUUGUCAAGGCAAACACAUAACGUUACUUGGUGAUUUCAACUGUCCAGACAUCAACUGGGAUUUGAUUCAUUGCACGCGAUCAGAAAACUCCUUCGAACAGAAGUUUAUUCAACUGAUCACAAGUGAGUUCUUCACCCAACAUGUUAAAGUGGACACUCAAUUCAGAGAUGGACAGCAGUCCAGUUGUUUGGACCUCAUCAUCACUAGGGAUGAUAGUUGCAUUCUCGGAUUGGGAUCGCACACGUCCCUUGGCCGAAGUGACCACUGCGUUCUUCUUUGGGAGUAUAGUCAUUUUUCUGUACACGAAAUUCAAGCUGAUGAGGAAAGAAAUGUAUGGAAAGGGAAAUCCCGAAUGAAAAAUCUAUUACAGAAGGUGAACUGGAAUGCUGCACAAGCACCUGACCCAGAAAACGAUUAGCUCUUCUUCAAGAACGUAAUGCAGCUCUUGAUAUAGAGCCAUUGCCCACUUAAGAGGAAACCGCUCGUCUCUUCACGUUAGAAAUAAAGAAAAACCUUAUAUUGAAAAGGAGACUUUGGAAUAAGUACGCCAGAUUUCAACAACCAGAGCAUUUCGCUGAUUUCAGGAAGCAGAGGAAUGUAUGUCGGAAUCUAUUGAGCAGGGAACAGGCAGAAGUUGGGUCAAAACGUCUAAAAAUAUCCCGCAAAGUUCCAAAAAAUUCUUUGGAUACAUGAAUAAGGCAAAACGCAACCGGGAAUGCAUUCCCUGUCUAAAUGAUCGCCAGGGCAAUACGUUGUCUGACAACUCAGAUAAGGCGAACCUGUCGUCCGACCUCGUCACGUCUGUGUAUACCGAGGAGCCGGAUUUUGAUAAAAGAGUUUACCCCCCAAUUGUCAAAUCAAACAAUACAAUUAGCACGGUGGACUUCACGACAGACACGGUAAGGAAAACUUUGAGUCAAAUACAGCCCACUGAAUCCCCAGGUCUGGACGGCGUGCUCGCAAAAGUCCUGAAUGAACUAUCAGACCAACUAGCCUCUCCGUUAUCCAGAGUCUUCAGAACUUCGAUGGAGACCGGGGCUUUGCCUACCGACUUGAAGAAAGCAAAUAUUAACCCCAUAUACAGAGGUUGCGAGAGAACAGUCCCAAAUAGUUUCAGGCCAGUGAGAUUCACAAGCAUCUGUUGCAAACUGAUGGAAAAAGUAAUAAAAACGGAGCUGAUGCGGCACCUCGAAGAAAACAACUUGCUCAGUCUACAUCAGAAUGGACUUUGAAGGGGUCGAUCCUGUCUCACCAACCUCCCAAUAUCCAUGGUGAGCUGGACGAAAUCAAUCGACAUGGGCUUAUCAGUCGACGCCGUGUACAUAGACUUCAGAAAGGCUUCUGACAUUGUUCCACGCAGACGACUUAUAUGUAAACUACGUCAAAUGGGUGUGAAUAGAAAUCUGUUGAAAUGGCUAGCCGAUUUUCAUACGGGUAGAUCUCAGCGUGUGUGUAUCGGAAACGCUAAAUCGGAAUGGGCAUCCGUGCACAGCGGCGUUCCGCAGGGAAGCGUUCUGGGUCCAAUUCUGUUCUUAAUAUAUGUGAACAACUGCCUGGACUGUCUGAACUGCUAGCGCGCACUGUUUGCCGAUGAUCUCAAAUUGUGGGAAUCAAUAGAGAAGCCGGAAGGCUCUGUACAGUUACAAGACAAUCUUAAUCGCUUGCAACAAUGGUGUGAUGAGUGGUGUCUUAGCCUCCAUCGUAACAAAUGCCAACUUAUCCGACUACGAUCAGACAAUAGGAGGCCGUUGAGAUUUGAAUUUCACUACUUUAAAGGAGGUCACCAACUCGAGUCAGUCAACGAGUUAAGAGACCUCUGUGUGUGGGUGACGUCAACUCUCAAACCAUCGUCUGACUGCGCCAAGUUAUCAAAGAAGGCUAUGGGUAUCCUAGGCGCGAUUAGAAGAUCCUUCCUCAAUUUCGACGAAAAAGGUUUCGGCCGAGUAUUUAGAACAUUUGUUCGACAAAUGUUGGACGAAGCAAGUUAACACCCUACUGGAGAACGUACAACGAAGAACGACCAAGCUAGUCAGCGGAUUUAAAUGCAUACCUUAUGAGAAACGUCUGAAAAAGCCAAAAAUAUUUCCUCUCGCUUAUAGAAAAUACAGAGGGGAUAUGCUCAUGGCCUUCAGAUCGUCAGAGGGCUACAUUAUGCUCUUCAUUUUGACGAUUUCUUCGAACUAGGGCGGACGACUAGUCCUCGAGGGCACCAAAAAUUGCGUGCAAAAUUCUUCUACCGCCGGCUGGUUGAGGGAUGGAACAAAUUGCCGAAUUUUGUUGUCUUACGGGAAAAUUUUGAGACCUUCAAAAGAAGACUAGAUAGAUUUAUGCUUAAUGGUCAAACAUUUACACGAUAUCAAUGAAAGGCAUAACUGCUAUGCAAGUAUCCGCAUGUUUUUUUCAGACGUUUAUCUAUAAAUAGGAUUUUCCGGAGCUCUGCCUAUGUCCCUCAUAAAUACUGAAUUAUGCUGAAAAAGUAGGAUUUUGAAGACUGUUAGCAUAUAAGAGGGGGACACUUAUUUUAGGGAGCGAACUGAACUGGGGGGCUGGCAAGCUGCUGAUUUGGAAAGACUACUAAUCGCGUUGUUUUCAUGCAUCUUAAACGCUGGUGUCUUAGCACUUUUUCUAGCCGUAAACCUUUCUUAAUAUGAGAAUCUGGGUUAUGAAGAGGUUAAGAUUUCCCCGCAGUGCUAUCUGGUUUACUUGCUUGUACCGCUGGGUCGGGUGUGAUUGGCCUGGCAUCGGAAUGAGAUGGAUUCUACACAGUUUCUUGAGCUACGCCCCUAUUCUAGGCCUUACAUGUUGGUUGUGUCUCUGGGUUUGCCAAUCUCUGAUUCUAAGAUUAAAGGACAUGGUAGAACUGAGAACAUCUUUUGAGAGCUUGUCGCAUUUGAAGACGUAAAAAUGUGGCGGAUUUAACUCGAGUCAGGGGCAACGUCAUCACACGAAGAGUUAGAUGGGACUAAAGCUGUUGCGAAUACGGAAAAAAGUCGACUAGAACCAGAUGGAGAGCCAACCUCAGAAACGAGUUUCGUAUAAGUAGAAUUUGUGGAAGGCUCUUUCUUUGAGGAUGCGCGGAAACUCCACUUCCUGCUGGAGUUUUAUUCUGAUUAACAGAAACUUAUUUUACUCUGUGCUAUUGCUCUGAGUGUUCGUGGUGAGAGAAGACACAAUACUUUUCUAUUGACAAAAACAGUCUGACAAAUACGGGAGGAUUUUUGCUCCUAGACGGAACUCUUUUAAUUUCCGCGACCUGGACGCUUGAAUCAGGAGAGUAAAGGAAAUGGAAGGCGACAUCAACAGGCUGUUUCCUCUCACGAACACAAACCAAAACAAAUUUAAACUUCGUUUCUGUCAGUCAACGGCCUCAUUAGCAACAGAGUUGAUGAAAGGCAAGAGUCUCCUAUAUUGCUAAGAGAUAUGUGUCAAAAUUUGUACUUCGGAAUGCAACGGGAAUCGAGAAAAUUAACUCAUGUCCUGACAAGAGGCUGUCGAAUAUGUCAAGUGCGCCAAGGCCUGGUGGUUCCAUAUUGACGAUAAGACUCACGUUGUAGGCCUGGAUCUUAAUUUUGUUCAAAUUUAGACCAAAGGUUGGUUAAGCUUUCAUUUUAUAAAAGGUAAAGUAGGGGGAUAUCACUGCUGAAGUGUGGCUCUGAUUUACUGAAACAAUAGUUGCUAGGCCUUUGGAUAAGAUUUCCAGGAAAAAUAUUAUUCUAAAUAGUAUAUCUGCUGGGUUCAAAAAUAUUUCGUUUUUCUUAGAUAAUUCAAGGAUGGGGGUAUGUAUGAGGAAAAGCCUUAACAGCCUACUACUAUCAUUAGGCCGAACAGCAGUUUCAGCAAUUAUAUAAUUUAUGUUAAAAUAUACAGACCUUUUUCAAGAAACAAACAGCUGGAAAUGUUAUGGUCGGCAAAAUAAAAAUGUGGAUGGGAUGUGAACUUAACGACUGGGCUAUACAUUGCGAAAUCUAUGACAAUGCAGCGUAAUUAUAGCCGAUAAAUUGACAAUAACAGCAGUCAAUGCAGAUAAUUUAUCCCUGGAAAUAAAAGGAUAUCCGAGAAAGGUAACUGAGAGAACUUCUUAAACAUACGGAAACACUUAAGCCGGAAUAAGGCUACAUAGGGUUAAAAAUUAAGAUCAACAAAGCAAGUUAAUGUGACUCUGAAUUCGGUUAACGCAUGACAUUCUGUGUUCAUCUGUACAGUUUUUGCUAUUCCCCUCGCAUUUCCUUCAUGUUACUUCCUUUCCAUUUCCUCCAUAUAUAUCCUCUGCAUGUAACCAAUAGGGAUUUCCAAGGUACACACUUACUUUCCCUAAAAUAUACUGAUACUGAUACUGAAUACACCUGAUAAUAGCAAGGCAAACACAGUCAUACGUUCACUCAAUUUAUGGAUAGAAAUGAAAAGUUUCACCGAAAAUUCAACCGAAAAAUUAUGUAAAAUACUAAGAAAUCCAAGUAAAAUAAAAAUUUUCCUUAUCUUCGAAAACGGAUCGGUGCCCCUUUAUGCAUCGCUUUACUGCGCGUUUAAUCCAGGGUGUCUCCGUAAACUUUACAAAUGACUAUUUUAUACUGGUUGCAUAUAAUUGGAUCUCUACAUGAAUAGGUUCACCAAGGCCUCUUCGUGUAAUCCUCAAAUGCGUUAAGAAGGAGCCGUUACAAAUUAACUCUCAGCCCUUUAUUUGUCACUCCCCACAAAUACACAAACUGUACAGACUGUGUGGUCGAGUUGAGGCUUCAGUCGAUAACCUCCCAAGCCUCGACUCUUUGUUCACCGUGAUAGUCUCAUGCUCGGACCGCACAAACAGUACAGCAGGAACAUAGAGAAUUACUCGAGAAGCACAUUCAUCACUUAAGGGAAAUGUGUCAUUUGAGUGGUGGCAAACUGAGAGGCACUAACAUUUUAGUUCACACACACACGAGACAUCGACGAGCACAUCUAUGAAUCAAAUAACAUUGCCCAAUUGCUUCUUUUUCCGUGGCCUUUAAGGCACCUCGUAGGACCUCGGCACCACUUCCUUGUCAUUAAGCUUUAUUUAUGACAAUGCAUAGAAAUGUUGGGUCUAUCAGCUGCUUUAAGCCUAUCGUCCGAAACUGUGCGAGCGGAAAGCGCACUGACCGUUUCUUCCAGAUUCUGCAAAAGAAUGUAAAAGAAGCAUGUAAGGUCUGUUGUCUGGGGAAUGCGGGCCACAAAUUAUUCUUGGAACAUCAAAGGGUUCGCUCCAGUAAAAGGUAGUCUGCAUGAGUAUUCGUACUUUUGAAUGACAAAGUUAUAAAGGUAAAGCCAUGUCGGAGUGCAGACCUGCUCAGACGAAGAAAAAACAUUUGAUUGGCUUUAUCGAUAUUUCUGCGUUACGUAUACCGAUUAUAAAUUACUGGUUGGUUUUUCGUUUUGUGUAUUAUGUUUUGGCGUGUUGUAAUAGUUUUUUAAGGUUUUGUUUGUUUUGGCAGACCUGUAUCGCAUUCUUUGGUGUUUUUGUUGUGAUUGUGUCCGUUGGCUCUUUUGGGCAGGCGCUGCCGAAAUUAGGUACUCAGCCUGAGUCUUGUGUUAAAAAUAGUUUUUAAUAUGCCCACAAUAUUGCAUCAUCUAAGGAUUUAGAUUUCUUUGGUCGCCAAGCCUAGAUAACGAGAUCAAACCCCUCGAAGGGUAUUCAGUGACAGUUGUGUUCAUACCAUAUAUGUUAUCAGGGACACUACAGUGGUGUACUAGCCUCUGCCUAGCCCCGCGCUAGCAACUCAGAUCUGCGGGUUUGUGUGCGGCUUGUGAUCUGGUCGGUUGAAUGGGGAAGCCUGCGCGGGUAACCCGGGUGCCUACAUUACUGCAUGCCUCAUCCCCGCAACUGAAGCCAAUCACACGAAGGGACUGGUGGGUGGAUUGUGCUUCCGGGUACCACUGAGAGAAUUCGGCCAGUCACGGCACUAGUUGCAAACAACCGUAUUGAUUAGUUCUGGAUGAGUAUGUGGUCAUCAGCAGUGUCCUAAGGUUCUCAAACUCUAUAAAACCCUAGUUAGAUAGCUGUCUUUCAAGAACCUUAUUCUAACCGUCGUUGGGAAAUAGAUGUAUUCUAGGCUCAAUAAAACUAUUUAUUCCAGUCACAUUGUGUGGUCCUUGCUGCAGUUCUUCGUUGUCGUGAGCCUCUAUAAAUUGGCUUUCCGCUCGGGUUCUGUUAUUUUUAUCGCCUUCAACUACUGUUGAGUUACUUGCCUUUAUAUGACGUUUAAGGCCGUCUUCGUGUUCACGUUUCUCAUUGGUGCGGGUUUCCAAGUCAUAGACAAGUAAACUUUGUUCCGUUUUGAAGAAAUUUACGGGCAUACAAGUGGACACAGUCAUGUGAACUGCAGUCAUCUAUUCCACGAUAUCACUUCCGCUACUUGAAUUCACCCGCUCGUACGCAAACAUGGAUUUAAUUAUUCGCUGACCCGGCCUGCGGAGUAAUCUCUUAUUAAGGUACAAAAUUCUGUGGGAAUGUUGUUUUCCUCUAUGUUUAUUGAUUAACGAAGUCUUGCUGAGACUUUAAUCGGUGAUGCGAGAGUUGAAUUCGGCAAAUUAAGGUCAGCGUGUUGGCUUAACGGGGAAAGUAUCAAUCCUUCAUUUAUUAUCCUCAUACUGCGUCGUAUUUGGCCUUCGAAAUCUCGUGGCUUAUCCUUCAGGAUGUCAACUGUCAGUGUCAAAAAGUUACCCCCUCAUAACGUGCAUAUGAACCUCGUAGCUGUUCAGUAGCGGAAUCUUGGCUGUCAGGUUGGCGUGCAUUCGCCGUCGCCAAAAACCGCCCGUCAUCUUCCUGGCUAGUAGUUUUCCUUAGUUAUUGUUCACCCCUUCUACCGUAUCCGAAUUUUCCGGUGUCUCUCCUAUGCAUAAUAACAGCGGGAAAGCGUUAAGCUUUGUGUAAAGACGCUUUCAAACAAUUGUUCUGUUUUUGUUAUGGUUUACUUUAUCCUAGGUGAAUGCGAUGGCGACACUUGUAGCCAUUUUUUCAGUGAACGAUUAUCACCUUGAGGUGGUACGCCCUGUUCUUUUCGGAAUUUUGUGAGCUGGCAGCUUGUACACCCGCUUCUUACAUAACGCUACAUUAUCGCAACUGUUUUAACAACAACAGUUUAAUUGUGGGUUCUUCACGCUUAUUCUUUUCAGCGUUUCGGACUAAUAGACAAAGUUUCCAGAAUGCACAGUCAGUGGACGCAUAUAAUGGUCCGCAUAUAAGUUGAAUUGAUUAAGUAUCCGAGCCUUAGAACGCUCGCUAGAGAUGGUUCUAGAUUUUUAAAUUCAGGGAGUUUUCCGUCUAACUUUUAUGUGAUCAUAGACUUCCUCUGCUGGCGAGUACAGAAGAAUUUCACGAUUCUAGGUUUAAAAAAUCUUCAAAGUGCACUUGGUCGCAAAUCAUCGGUUACUUUUAAGAAUUCCUGAGACUUCUCUGCUUCAUAAGAUCUUGCUGAGUGUAUGCACACGGAUUCUUUUUGGUCAUUGUGGUCAAGUAACGGUGUUUCCAUUUUCAGUUCUUAAUUUCUGGACUUCCGUCAAAAUGUGUUUAACUUGAUUUUCUUAGACCGUCUUAAUCGUUUCCUAAAGUGGAGCAUUUGAUUUCACCUUCUGAUAAUUUUGUUGUCACUUGCUUUUACUCUUGCUGUUGCAUUUUUGGCGCUUUUGAAGUAAAAAAAAGCAAAUAAUGAGGCCAGGAUUACCCAAGCGAUUGUUGUGCAUAGCCAUAAUAGCAUUACCGACAGAAAGGGAGACUGGAAUGGCCGUUUCUGGCCUGUUAACCGUCACCAGUCAGCCAUGCCUAACCCCGAGGUGUGGAACCCCUGGGACUCGACCCCGCGACUUGUUGGUUAGAAGUCCAACGUCCUAACCACUGAGCCACUAUAUUACGCGUCGCUGUAUGGCUGCUGACGGGGCUCGAAAGAGAGCUCCAAGGUACAGUGGGAUGGUUGAGUUUCCUAACGCGAUCGGUGAGCGUCCCCUUUACAAUUUUUGUAAAUAAGCUUCUUUUGGGCGAUGUAGUUCAAACGCUCAGUCUCCUUAGGAUCUUGGCAGAAAUGCGUUAGUGCUCAUCAUUUUUUGCCUUUUUAUCUAUUGACCACGUAUAGUCACAUGUUCUAUCCGAAGGAUUCAUUUUGUGCCGCACGUUGACGCUUACCUGAACGGCAUCUUGGACAUUUGUGUUUCCUUUAUCUGAUAACCUGCUUUCAUCUUACUUAAUGCCUAACGACUUUUCAACUGUUUUUGUGGACAAAAUGCCAGCAGUAAAUCGUAAGCUAAAGCUGUCCAUUUGCUAUUCCUUCUCUUCUCCACAUGUCAAGGUGGUUCCAGUUUAUACUAUUUUUUUAAAUCUGACUAUGUUCUUACUUCAGAAAUAGCAAUUACCAAAAUGUGGCCUAGGUAACUCUCUGCAGAUUGUAAUAAGACGACGAUAGACCGCUUAGCAGAUUAUUCGUUUGGAAGACCAUAAGCACUUUCUCGCGUUUGCUCUGCACGUUGUGAGAUCAAAUGUCCAAUCAAAAUACUUUUUGUUGGUAGUAAUUCACCGAACUUCUUGUCCCUCCACCACACGCGUGGAACUUUGCUCGCUUCGGGAACAAGUUGUCAUUUCACUCAUUCUGCCCUUGUAUUUUGAAAUUUGUCUGUUGCACAAUGGUCUUCGUCCAGUAAUUCGAAGGUUAUGAUAUUUUUCUUCUCGAUCUGCACUGACGGUUUGUUUGUAAAUGAAAUUGAGCGAACCCUAUAUUUUCGCUUUUUUUUCUGAAAACCGCCUUUUUGCUCCUGAUAAGGGUUAAGUAUGGAUGGUGUUCUCAGUCGCCUCCGUAACACUGUCACGGGAGCGCUCCCGGGUAAUCCUAUAAGUCGCGAGUUUGAACUGGAUCGCCAAAUCGCCACCUCUGGACCGGGUUUGAUGUGGAAGCUCUAUUCGGCCUCUAAGAAAUCGUCGAAGGAGGUUUGUUUAUAUUUUUAUGCCUCUGAAACCUUAACUCUAGCCUGCUACCGUCUGGAUUUUCGAGAAACGGCUGCUUGAUCGUUAUUCAAAGCCACAGAGGAAUAUGAUGCUAGAGAAACUCCGGCACGGCGUAUCUUCUUUGACCAAACUGCGCCACCCUCGAAUUCUCUCAGUUAUGCAUCCACUCGAAGAUUCCCGCGAAAGUUUGGGGUUUGCUACCGAGCCAGUCUUCACCUCUCUCGCCAACGCUCUUGGUCGUCAUGACAAUCUCACUGGUCCGAUCGUUGAUAGAUUGAAAGAUUUCAAAUUUACGGAAACAGAACUCAAGUACGGUAUAUUGCAGGUAUAUUGCGUGCUCAGGUUCGACUUUUUGCUCCUCACGCACUUAUGGACCUCCUUUGAUUAAUAUUGUUUUCUACUCGAUUAUUCCAGGUCUGUGAGGCCCUCCUGUUUAUUCACAGAGACAGUCGUCAGCUUCAUCUAAACGUGGCUCCCGAGUCGAUUAUAAUUAACCGAACGGGAUCUUGGAAACUUUGUGGAUUCGAAUUCGCUAAGAUGCUGCCAGUUAGCGGUGCGCAGUCUGAGGCUGACGAUGACAGCGUUGAUGUGCUGAGCUGGCAGUCAUCAGUGCUACCUCUAUGUCAACCUCAGCUUGACUACAGCAGUCCUGAGGCCGUUAUUAAUGUGCGUUUAUAUCCGCCCUCUUAUUUUUUUCUCAUCUGCUGCAUCUCAGUGUUAACGGCCAGUAUUUCGUUGGUUUGUUAAGUUAUAUUUGAGAGAAGCAAUGCCCUUUCGUAAAUUGCAAAGACUUUGACUUCAUCAUGAAGUUCCAUGCUGCAGAGCCAAUUUAUUAAAGAACAAUACUACUUUCUUGUUGUAAAUGCAUUUCAGAAGCCAUGCCGCGGUUUAGUAACUAGACUGCGUGAUUGCAGCCUUGCACAUGCAGGAUUCUCCGAACUCUGUUUUAUUGAGAUGUUUUUGCUGACAAGCAGCUCUACCUCGCCAUUGUGAUGUCUCCUUAUUUUUGUGUUUCAAUUGCAGGGCCGUGCUUCUCCUUCCAGUGACAUGUUCUCGGUAGGAAUGUUGUUAUAUGCUCUAUAUAACGACGGAAACAGCAUGUUUCCUUGCAAGGACAGUUAUGCCACAUAUAGGAGCGGAGUAAAUCAGGCAAGUUACACAAUUUUCCGCGGCCGUUUUAUUUGCAUGCCUUAGUCUUUUGGAUUUCAUAGGGGUUAUGGCAGAUUUCAAAUAAUUCAUUUUGACCCAACUGUGAAAAACUCGGCGCCUCGGUGGGAUUCGAACCCACGACGACAAGGGGGAGGCUUUAGUACAGUCAACGCUAUAGCCACCGGAGCUACGAGGCCAAACUGACGUUAUUCGGACGCUAGGUUGUGCCUUUUAAUUUGCCUGAGUGCUUUAUGUGCAUCGAGCUCAAUUAUGGUCUAUUCGCCCAUUGCAAGGGCAUUUGAAAAGAACCAAAGGCUGAUUCUAGUCCCCAUGUCCUUCCUAGUAGUGUAGGAUUAGCGUGUAGCACAGUCUCAUUGCUGUGGUAUCACAUGUGUCAGACAAUCUAUUGAUGGAAAGUUUUUUGGAAAGUUACCAAGCAACUUCCAACAAAACCCAAACUUCUGUGUAAAAAACGCAGGUUGACCCACCCAAUAUUAACAAAAUAAUCACGUCCUUCUAACACUGAGUAGCUUGGCAGCUGUCACUCAGUGGCUUAUUUUGGAACAUCUGCCGCGUGCAUAUGCUUGCUGAUUUACUGUUGCUGGACCUGGCCUAUCCGAGCUUUUUGUAUAACGUCUGUGGUGACUACGACUGCCACAUUUCUUAUUUUGUAGUGUGUCGUAGUAGUCUAUGCUGCAGUUUUGUUCAGACACCCCAUUAUCCCUGAGCUACGCCGAACUUUAAGGUGAAUGCUGAGGUGUGCAGCACUUAUUGAGACGUUUUGUGUGUGUGCUCUUAUUCCCUCGAAAACUGAGAAUGACAUCUCCCGUUGUACUUGUACUUGGCACGGCUGCGAUAAUGCCUGAUCUAACCGGCCUCGUGGAUGUCCUGAACUGUACCUCUCCACGCGUGACGAUCCGCGGCAGCAAAUCUGGACGGUUCGACCCAUUCUCUUUGCCAACAACGGAGGCCGAACACCAGAGGUGGAGCGAUAAUGGUCCUUGAUCAUGCGACGAUUUUUGGCGGUACACCAUCUAGCGCCAUUAUCGGCCACAGGGACUCAUGAUGGACGGAACCGAACGUUGCGUCAAAGUCCACCCGCUACUAAUAUUAACAUCGUAUUUUAUUAAUACAUCUACUCACUCGCUUUCGUAGGGUCGUGCGCUUUUCUCUUGGCCACUUCUUUUACAGCGCGAUUUAAAUCCACAAUCAAUACAUUAAAACAAGCAUAGGACUUAAAUUGGGUUUUCUGAUUUCCUACAUGAUUUACACCGUACCUUCCGUUCCCUCAAAAGGACCCACACAUAAAGCCCCUCUUACGACCAUGCAUUAUUAGAGGUCGUUUUAGACCAAAGUGCGGGGGUGCAUAUAUUACUAUAUCACCUUUUCCGCACCAAGCACAAGCAAGCGCGCUUCGACACCACAACGCACUAACAGUCGCAGGUCGGAAGUUUGACAGCCGACGGGGUAACUCGGUGCUACUCAGGACUGAGGGCCAGGCCUAAUAGCUACUUUUGCUGUGGCGCUCUUUGGGGACACUCAAGACCCCCCCCCCCCCAUUGGAGUCUUUUACGCGUGAGGCUUGCAAUCGGGUUACGUGCUACAGGCGUAUGUGGGUUGCUUAGCUUGGCCAGCCCCUCCAUCCACGCCAAUCACCGUCGUCCCGAAUUCCGUCAGAAGGCCAUGGGUUUGGGGAGAACGACAUGAAAUGGGCAGUGCGCAAGUCGCCUUCGAUGUAAAGGAGUUCGUGUUCAAGCCACCGUUACUGUCACCUCGUGGAGCAGCGGAAAAUAGCGUGGCUUGUGACCGUUGAGCAGUUGGUCUGUUUGCGUCCCCCCCCCCCUCUCCCGUAUCGUGAUAUCCUCUCCAGUCUUUCCCACUGACAUUCAUUUAGAACCUAAGUCCUUUGUAUCACUCCCUGAUGUUUCCCCUACUUACUAGUUUGUUACAGUCUCCUCUUGCAGUUCUUGGGGGUCAGGCUAUAGGAAAUCAGCGUCAGACACUUGCUGUAAUCUGUAAUGUUUAUAGACAAGUCAGUCUUUGGUAGACCGGCUGUGUAGAGAACGGACAUCAAUUUAUUUGCACAGACCUCGAAUGUGGUCGCGGUUGUCCCGAGGUUGCGCACCUGUGCAUAAGUGCCAGGUCAGUGGUCUGGGUCCACUCUGUUGUAAGCGUUUUGAGAUUGUGUACCUUUCUCAGUUUCCACAGUUUUUCUUUUCCAAAAACAACUUUGCCCAUCAUCCAUUUAUGGCAAAUAAGGUUAAUUUGGAAAGAAUGGGCAAGCUGGGAGGAAAAAGGUAUUAAUUCCACUGAAGUCUACCGUUAAUUACUUUUGCUCGCGAUAUGUUUGUACAGUAUAGUAUGCGUGAUGUAGAUAGACUGUUCACCGGUAGAUGGGCGCUCACCGAUCGCAACCGACACGACAACGAGCCCAUGGCUCAGGGGUUAGGACGUUGAACUUCCAAACAAUAGGUCGUGGGAUUGAGCCUCAGGGGUGGCAAAAAAACGUGGGGUUGGAUAUGGCUAGCUGAUGACGCCCAAUAAGUCAGAAGUGACCAUUUCAGUCUCCCUUGUCCCUAUCAGUAAUUUUCUGUCUAGACUAUGCACCUCUAUAUUCUCCAACUUUGUUUCAGCUCAAGCACAUCAAGGCAACCCAGUUGAUGAGUCUCCCGGAGUCGGUGAGAGACUACGUUAAGAUGCUUUUACACCCCGAUCCCAAUGUGCGUCCGGACCCGCAUGAACUCCUAAAGGCAUGUUACUUUCUUCUCUUUUUUUCACUCACAGUGCUCACCCAGAUGAUUGACAGCCAACGGUUAACUGUUCUGUCAGACACCCUUACGUAGCUCUUCAAUUAUGCAAUUUAUAUGCGGCAUCACGAAACUAGUCCUGUUUUUCUUUAUUAGCUCACAGCUGUUCGGCAUAGUCGCUCUAACGGGCUGACCACGGGUGCCUUAUGUGUCACUAUUUCCGCAGAAUAAACUCCAGGCUUAGCCGAAAUAAGCUGUUAAAUUUGGGUUUUAGUUCCUUAAGCCGUCUCGGGUCACCAAUUAAGUGUGCUUCCACCCCCACGUCAAAUUAUACCAGACUAACCGCGGGACUGAACUUUGGUCCUGUCAAGAACGGACUGCAUGCGACUGUGACGGAGCAAAGGAGGACGUUACUUCCACUCUUGUCAUUAUCACCAUCAAACUGUUUGGACGAUAAACAGCAUCAACCUCCUUUGUUGCCAGAGGAAACAGGCUUCGGCAAACAGUUAGCGGCAAAAAAGGCGUAAAGGGGCUCAAUGAAAGAAGAGUACAGGGCGGGUCUCCGAUGUUCUCGCUUGCGUCACGUCUAUUGUGUAGGGCACCAAAACGGGUGUUGUUGUUGCGCUAGACGCAAACGAGGCCUAAAAACGUGUGUAGCACACGGUAGACAGGGCGUUAUGCCACAUCAGCCGCUGCGACCGACAUCUUUUUUUCAGCUGUCUUCACGCAGUGUGCAAUGACACAGGAAAGAGGGGAUGGAACCGGCCCAGCGCGGCCUUUUCUCACCCAAGCAAAUCCUGCAGACUGUUAACUCAUCACCAGGCGGGGGCCAAGAGGGCUGCCAAGCGACGGGAUAAGUUGUCUCUGCUGGCCGGUGGUCAGGUUUCAGUGAUCUCAUACGGUCUAUCGCAACUCCUGCUGAUGUAAGGUCCAAGUCAAUGAAGGCAAAUGAAUUAGGGGAGGAGCAAGCGUGUUGCAUGAGUAGAGGGGUGCCUUUUAUGAACGUAACUAGUGCACUCACGCCCAUUUCCAGUCGUCUUGGCCCUGUUUACCCUUCAGAACACUGGGUAUAGGAGAAGAGCGUCGUCGGUGCUGUUCAAAUCACGCUCAAGUCAUCGCUGCCUUCUCAAUAAAUUUCGGUCUUCCUGGAAUCCAGCAACGUGCUAGAGAUGCCGUUUUCCCAUAAGAAGAUAAUUUAAACUAAGCUCGACACGGUUUUCGAGCGUGUAUUGUGUUAAAUAUGGUUCCUCCCAGUCAGACUGUUAAAAUGUUGUUUGAGCGUUGAGUUUGUCUUUAAUGUCGUCUCGCCUCUGAUACCUUGUAAUGGGCUAUGAGGCCUUAGCGUUUUAAGCCGUAGUAGAAGCACAUGACACGCCUUUAAAUUUGCACAAAGAAUAAUGCACUUAGUUAGUUUUUUCUAGGCCUUCGCCCUUGCCUUAAAUAGCCUGCUGUGACUGUUGACUUGGUCUGAGAACGCUGGGGUCGUGUUAUGAAGUUGUUCUAUAAGUGUUGUCAAUGACUGCAAUUUAAGGAAUAAGAGUGCUGAAGGUAGUUAACGGAUAUGUGUACUCCCCUUCUCGAACUGUCAUCCUUUAAGGUACCUUUCUAACGCAUAAACACAAGCAUGCAGCACAAACACGAUUGUUCAAUUUUGUGUUUUUAAGAAUAUUGCGUUUCCUCUCUUGAAAGUCCCCUAUUUUUGCCACAACACGCAUACAUUAACACAGUAUUUACCAGACCAUUACAUGCUUGCUGUAUGUAAUUCUAUGAUCAAUCUAUUUUCUAACGUUCUUUAUUCACCGGUGUUUUUCUUUCGCGAGGUUAUUGCAACCGUCAGGGGGUUCAGGGGCGUUCGCCUACCUUUCCCUUAAUAAAACCGAACUGAACUGGACAUUUACCGCCAUUAUCGUAUUACAGGUGACCGUGCGCCAUAGUUCGGGAGUGGGGUACGAAUAUCCGUUCCCCAGCGCGCUCAAAUACUACUUUUUCGAUUUGGUGUUAUCUUUCGCGUCAGGUUACAAUCUGUCGACUUUGGCAGCAAACUUAGGAUGGUUUGGGCGGAAGUAAAUUCUUAUCCUUUGCCUAUUUUCCUGACUCCUUCAUUUCCGAUUUUAUUUUUCUUGACUGACGACGUUAGACGAAGGCAGAACGGUCUUUUCCUAUGCAUGAGUUAACAGUUUAACUCUUGUCUCAGUCUCUUGCGAGCGGUAGACUGUCAUUAAAAGUGUUGCAAGGUAUUUGAGAAAAAAGUAUCGACCGCGUUUCCAUUUAAACCUUUUUUGUAAAUUAUCUAUAUCAUUUGAGUUCACGUUUGGACAAAAUAAGAAGACAGUUCGCUCGCGAGACCGUCACUUGGUUGACUGUAAAUUCACCAUGUAAUAUAGAGCUGUUUAGAUACUUCGGCCUCUCUAUUUGCCCUCUUAGUUAAGGGGAAGUUUGACUUGAAAGCUGUAUGGUUCAGUCUGGCACAAGGUCAAAGAUCGGGUAAAAACGAGUCCCAAAAGACCUAGGCGGAGUAUUUUAAAUUAAUGUAGACUUGUUCUGAUUCACUUCACCAAUUUUCUCACUUGCUCUAACAAUCUACCGUAGAUUUGGAUGCUCUAGUAACUGGUUGUCCGUAUAGCCGUGUGUCCGUCUUAACUUACUAUUAGCCGACAUGCGUCAGUGGCCUCCACCAGAUGGUUGAACGCAUCUAAAGAUGCUACUUCAGGUUCUUUCCCAAAAUGAAGGUACUUUCUUCUGACCUGCGUUUUUUCCUUCUCUUUUGUCUCCUCAAACCAGCUAUCCUACUUCCACGAUCCCGGUGUUUCUGCUCUUCAAAGCCUCGACGAAUUACGCCAGUUGGACAACUUGGCCCGUUCCAGGUUUUACAAAAACCUUCCCGCAUCGAUCCGAAUCCUACCAAAGGUUUGACGACACGAUUUUGAUUUCGCUAGAUUACUGACAUUUCGGGACACCUUUAAAGUCAAAGUGCGUAAAACAUAGCUCCUCUUUAUCAACGGAAGUGACUGUACCGACCGUCUUCCGUCACACGUGACCGCUUUAACCCGGGUCUUGCUUCUGCAUACGGGUGCACAUGGGCUUUUAGUUUGCCUUUUCCGGUCUGUUCUCGAAUUAGGGAAUCAAUACUCAUCAAUUUUACAAAACAAUAUCACGCCAACACGUCUAUUUUUGACUGUCGAUUUUCCUGCGUCAAACAGGGCUGGUUCUUGGUCUUUAUCCUGUGCCGACUUUCAAGGGGCACUAUUUCAUCUGAAAAUAGUCAGUGCUGUGUCAAGCUUUACAAAUUAAUUUGGACUAAUUUUUGCUGGCCGUUUUCCUUUAAAGUAGACUUCUGCGCCCUCCACCGUAUUUUCCUUUCCCUGACAGUAACGUAGGUGGCCGUAGGUUCAAAAUAGCCAUUUGACCCGUAAACAUAUUCCAUAAAAAUUCUUCCUCCUACAGUUCGACUGCUUUUUAUUGCUCGUUUUCGUUUCAGCGUAUUAACUUGCACCGUGUCUACUCCCAACUAUCAGAAGAAUUUGCCAAUCCCAAUAUGAUCCCGUUUGUGCUACCCCCAAUUUUGGAAAUAGUCGACAGGAUAAGUCGGGAAGAAUUCACCACAGUAAUCUUGCCCUCAUUCCAAAAAGUCUUAUGUAUCAGAGAACCUGUUCAGGUAAGGCAGCCGGAAAUUACUUUUUUUCCUAUUUAUGCCUUGCCUGUGCUUUAUCUUCUGUUCUUAUUAAUAUUCCUCUGAUUUUCUCGGUACAAUUCUAGUUUAUUCACGGGGAUAGACACAUCCGAGGUCAAAGGUAAUGUCAGGAGGCAGUCGGAAUAACUUGCACACUGUGGUUCUCUAUUAAUAAACAGUAAUACUGUCAGAGCACGAUAGAAUUAACAGAGGGUAGAAAACUGAGAAGUGGACAUUUGUUCGAUGGGUUUAGACGCCAGCAUGUGAUGAUCGGUUUUAAAACGACCGAACACGCGGAACAAUGAAAAUCAGUGAGUGGGACCGCAGAAACAAUGACAAAGAAUUCAGAUAAGACCUAGGUACUAAUAAGUUGCUAGUAGAGAAUAAAACGGGAAUUCAGCAUUGACGUGUGGAAUGCCACAGUCCUUCCAAGCCCCUCCUUUUGCGAAAGCUGGUAAAGACAGUGGCGGGUUUGUUCGGUUUGCCCCAGUUCUAGAGGGUUUAAAGCGUCCGUAUUAGGCAAGACAGGCUCGUUUGAGCUUUUAAGCGCGUAAAGAAGUCCAUUGCCGGAGCUAGUAGAAAGUCAACAAUAGACGCCAUAUGGCCAUUUAACGGCCGGGGCUGCGAGUUUACCGAUGUUUGUUUAGAUAAGGUCAGUCUCAAAAAUUUCUGCAAACUUUUUUCCUGUCGUCUCUGACAUUAUUUCCAAAAAUGCGCGCUGGUUUUGAAAUGCAGGUUGGUUCUUUGCUGCCCACCGACAGUAGGUGCUAGAACUCGCAAAAUGCCGGUCGAAGUCCCUCGAUAGCUUGAACGAAUUUGCAGGAAUGCAUGGCUUUUGGUAAAAAGAGUUUUCAUACAUGCAGGCGAACCACCCUCGGGAAGCUUUGUUUAAUUGGUGAACGCCUCUCGUGCAAGUAUUGUUUUUGAAGGAAGAGUGUGUUUCAGCCUAACAGAAGUACGGACUUAUGAGUUUUUGAGCCGCUCUCACAAUCGUUCGCAGUGUAACGCUGUUCCCCAAAACUUUAUAUUAAUAAUUUAAUGGACGCCAGGGAUAUGAAAAGCUGUGUAAAUUUGUCGUAGAGUGACCAUGUAUUUGCGAGUCUUCGAAUCUUAACAACAGUGUAAGGGACUUUUUCAAAGUACAUGUACCCCUUCCCUUCGAUCUCAAUUUUACUAGGACCCUAUUUCCUACAAAAUAGGUACAAUAAAUAGUUUUUUGUGCAUUGUUCCGGACGGCAUUGUUCGAGCUAUACAAAAAUCGGGCAGCAAUGUAAAAAUACAGACCGCCUAAGUAAUUUUAGUUCCUUGUGACCUAAAGGCUGAAAGGAUUUUUCACCAAAAGUUAGUUACAUUGCGUGAGUUCUCGCGGAGAGAUCUCCCAUGCUAAUUUCUCCUGCAUCUUCGUUUGAAAGCCAGUCUAUAGAUGCCAGUCAAAGUCUCAUGCGAUUCGGUCCCUGCUGCGUAGUGCGUAUCCUGACAUCAGCGUUGCGAUCAGUUUUACUGUCUCGUGGAUAAAUUUUAGUCACGAAACUGUGUUUGCCAAAUAAAGUGCGCUGUAUCCUUCCCACUGGUGUCACCUUCGUGCAUAGUUCUCUCUGGAAGGUUUUCCUUUUGCGCGUACGUAGACUGCCUGGUGCGUCCAUUAUAGUCACUUCUCAGUAUUACCGCUUGGCAGGUCCUGCUGGUACUUUUACAAAAUCUGAACAUCCUCACCUCCAAAUUUUCACCAGCCGACUUCAAGAAAUACAUGCUUCCCGUCCUGACUUCGUCGCUGGAAACAAACACAACAUCCAUUGUGGUAUGCCCUAUCCUUCUGCUCGCUUUCGUUCCUGAUAUUUUACUUUUUUAAGUACCCGCUCUGCAUUCCCCUUAUGCUUCCCUAUUUUGUGUUAUCAAAGCAACUGUGUCUCAAAAGCCUACCGGACGUUGCCCAGCUGAUGGAUUUCACGGUUCUUAAAUCCUCAAUUGUUCCGCGCCUCAAGAAGGCGUAUCUGCGCCACGACCUUGUCAGUGUAAGUUGACCCCUCUGCUUUGCUCCUGAAUACCAAAAGGACGCUUUUGUCUAGAAAAUAUCCAGGCUGUUAUUGAAACAUUGGGUGAAAGACCUAGGUUUAUCUUACGUUUAUUUCUAGAUUUCAGUCUGUACGUCAGCACCAGGCGGCUAAUAGGCUCUGACGGUAGACUGGUCGUUCAUGAGAUAGGGAAGAGGGAGGUCGACCCAGAAGCACCCAUCCCAAUGGGGCACUUCAGCAUACUCCUUACGAUUAUAGAUCUGACGCGCCUUGAAGUUAUCACGAUGCACAAAAAUUCGUGGCUCGAAGGGCUAUCAACUGGCGAGUUAACUCGAUCCUCGCGAUCAGUGCUGUAUGUACUGAAUCGAGGGCUGGGGGUUACAAUGCGUGAUCGAUCUCAUGAAAUGUUAACCGAAAUUCUGAAAUGUGUUUUCGAUUAGGAAGGAUUACUUUGGUGGGGUUGUAAUAUUGAUUAGCACGCAGCGUUAUCCUAUAGCAUUUCGGACUCAUCUAGAUGUCGGCUUUUGGAUGCAGUCCUUUUUGACCUCUUGCAGGAGCCGCGCUCUGCAAAAAAUGACUACUUAAGUGGCAUGCAUGUUUCGUAUUGAUUUUCAAUGGUCUUAUAAAUUCAAAUAUAUUUUGUAAAAAACGUGCACAAGAUAUGCCUCCUUUUGCUCGUUCGGUAGAAAAUCACACUGUCUUCAUAUACUUGAAGUGUAUAUUUAGGUUUUAAAAAGGUUUUCCAAUUUCCGAAUAAUUUGAGCCAGAUCUGUGAUUGCAUUUGCGUUUAACGGUUUCAGUUUACACGGGGCAUGCCUUCCGCGUAAGGAGAAUCACAUAUUCCUCUAUACCUUUAAGAAGAUACCAUAUAGAGUUAAUACAAUUUUACAAUGGAUUCGGACUGUGUUAAGAAGCUUUGGUAAACGGACAUGUACGGUGUUGUAUAUACGGACAUCGCACGGUCUUAAAAGUCUCAUAAUCAGGAACAUUUUUAAAACGUAAAUAUACUCUUUCUUCAGGUAUAAAAUAUGAAGAUAGUGUGAUUUUCUACCGAACGAGUAAAAAAGGCAUAUUUUGUGCACGUUUUCUAUAAAAAUAUAUUUGAUCUUAUCAGAAACAUUGAUCUUCGAUGGUCUCAUAAAUUUAAAUAUGUUUUAUUGAAAACAUGCACAAAACUAUGCCUCCUUUUACUUAUUUGGUAAAAAAAUAACAUUGUCGUUGCAUUUUAUACCCGAAAAAGUGCAUAUUUGGGUUUUAAAAAAGUUUCAAAUUAUGUGAUUUUAAGAGCGUGCGAUGUCCAUUCAAGCAAGACCGCACAUGUCCGUUUACUAAUGCUCCUCAUGAAAUGUACAACACAGUCCGAAUCCAUUGUAAACUUUCACGAACUCAAUGUGAUAUCUUCUUAAAGGCAUAGAGGAAUAUAUGAUUUUCCUUAUACGGAACGUAUGCACCUUGUAGACUGAAAAUGCCAAACGCCAAUGCGAUGGCAGAUCGGGCGCAAAAUUAUUCGGGAAUUGGGAAACUUUUUUAAAACCAAAAUAUACACUUUCUUCGGGCAUAAAAUAUGAAGACAGUGUGAUUUCCUACCAAAUGAGCAAAGGGAAGCAUAUUUUUGUACAUCUUCGCUGUAAAAUACAUUUGCAUUUAUAAGGCCAUUGAAAAUCAUUAAUAGAAAUGCAUGCUACGUAAGUAGUCGUGUUUUACUGAGUGUGGCUUCUGCAGGUCAAAAAGAAGUGCAUUCAAAAGCCGACAUCCUGGCGAGUCCGAAAUGUUGUAGGGUUAUGCUGCAUGAUAAUCAGUAUAACAACCCCACUACAGUAAUCCUUCUUAAUCGAAAACACAUUCCAGAAUUUUGGCCAACAUUUCAUGAGAUCUUUGACGCACUGUAUGGUGCACCUACACUCGACAAGGGAUGUAGCAAAAAUCGAGCCGGGUUGAACUCAGGGUCUUCGUAGAAAUCCGACCUUAAUUAAAGGAUCAAGGGUCCAGAUUAGUCGCUGGGGAUUAAAGGCAGAAUCACCAUUGUUGAAUGAAAAAUACAAAUUUGUAUGUAUUUCUAAAAAAGAUUAAUACCACACGGAGGCACUAGAAGAGGUUAGAAGGCAGAUGAGCACCAAAAUAUCGGAGUGAGGAUGCUUCAUUAGGAAGGAUAUCGAGACGCGGUGUUCGGCGAUGGCUGCAGCCUGAAAACGUACUGCACGCAUUCCUCACCUGUGCUACGGCAUAGUACAAGCCUGCGUUACUUUAAAGAUCACCACCAUUAUUGUCAGGCGUUCUAGCGACGUCGUCGUCAUAUUUGGAAUAUAGACCAGGAACAUCGAAGCGGCUGUCUGCCUUGUUUGCCGUCAUUACUCAGUGAUACUCUAACCCCAGUUGAGGCACCUGAGAUUUCGCACCAAUUCAGCUGGUCGUGAGCCAUCCCGCGUAUGUCUAGUCUUCCUAAUUUUAUCUGUUACAUUUCGGGGUUAUUGACUGCUAGUCAUUAUGCGACCUGCAGGGGUUCUAGACCCUGGCGUACACACAAAACGGUAGUGCCCUUUUAUAUCCUGCAUUUUGGUAGCUAGGCGAACGUCGCGUUCAUCUGUUUGAUUUCUCGGUCGGCAGGGCGUGGUUUACGAGUUCGAGUACUUGCUGACUUGUACCCGAUACGACUGUAACCAUGACUGAACCUGCCGCCCCCGAUGAUGUGAAUUGUAACUCCCUACGCUCGAUGAUCUGCAGUCACAAAUCUGGAGGACCCGGCCCACUGUAUGCUUUUUCAGUUUGACUCAACUGAAAACCUCGACGACCUCGAUGGGAAUUUCGGCAUCCUGCGUAGCACUGCCGCCGCUGUUUCAUGAUAACUUACUUUUAAAGCUCGAGUCCGGUUUUUUCGCAGUUAGACCCUCUUGACGACCUUUCGACCAUUAACAGCGCGUGGACGUACCGAAUGGCCGCAGCUAAGCCAUCUUCGCAGGAAAUCGAUAGGGCACGUCCAACUAUUGCAUGUUUCGCGGUCUCUGCAUCUUGUACUGAGAAGUUUUACUUGCUCAUUCACUGGUUGUCUUGUUGGUCUGCAGUGCAACGACAACGAACUUCGACUUUGGAAAGACCAAACUGUCAUUUCAUUCUUCGAUGAACUUCUAAGCAUUGUUCCUCUUCUGAACUGUAUAUGAACUACAGCUGCUGCGUUUGCAUCCUAAAGUCACAUUCCAAAAUUCCGACUUGGAAUAUUCGAUAAAGCACGGCCCGUCGAUAAAGGUCGGUUAAGUGUGGUUUUUCUCUUGAAACUGGAAUACCAAACUGUCGAUGCUUAUAUAAAACUCAGUUCGAAAGUGGAAAUUGAAAACCGGUCUUCCCCGAAUGGAAACUUUGUAUCCUCUUCCACCUACCUUGCGCAUCGUGGCUCCUGGGAGAAGACGUCCUAUACCACUGCUCACACGGCCAGCCUCGCCUUAGAUUUUGCAAAUAACCGCGUGGUUGGAGGAGCAAGUCACUGAAAGGGACUAGGUUUUUUCUGUGCCGUUUAACACAAUCGGAAAAAUCAUCGACUUGAGUUAAGUUUGUUGACUGACUGGCGCCACGGUAAAGAAGUGAUAGUCGGCCACCCGCACCUGACUUGCAAAUUAUUUAAAUCGCAGGAUAUUCGUGUUUUAAUUUCGCAAGAAGGCGGUCGAACCUUGGUACAAACGGCAUAUUUUCUCGUGAAGUUCUAAAACAGGUCUUUUGGUCAAGACCUAUAGCGACCUAUAUACCGACGGCAAGUUCCCAUUACUGCCAGUGUUAAAGUAGUCGAGCCCUCAACUUGACCCCCUUCUCCCGCUGCUUUGUAUUCUUGCCUUUUGAAUGUCCUUAUAUUUGUGAUCACAGCUACGCCUGGAAACGCUAAUCUGUCUCGGAAAAAUUCUGGAAUACCUGGAUAAAUGGUGUGUCAUGGAAGACGUCUUCCCCUUCCUUGUGGACGUCAAGUCGCGUGAACCCAUCUUGGUCGUUGCCGUCCUGAGUAAGUGCCCCCUGGUUUUACGUCUGAUCUCCAGGUGUAAUCUAACCUGUGUGUCAAGGUUGAACACAGGCUUUUUUCACGGCUACUGCUGCCCGUAGGUAUUCUUCCCAGCCUUUUCUCAUCAUGAAGGUCUUGCCCGCCUAACCGGGCACUCGAGACCAGCAGCGCGACACUUAACGACUCGUGAGUACUCGAAUAAACCACUGCCGAGUCAAUUACUGGAGAGUACUGCCUCCGCGCCUCCCUUCCCGUGUUUGCGUCUAUGACGCUUCAUGCGAGUGGGCAUUUGAACAUCGGGUGACUAAAGCCCCUGUUCCCGCCUCCCAGGUCGCCUUCAGUGUUAGCAUCAGCCGGCCGGUUCUCUGUACCUCAUUCGGGCCAUGGCUGGUUGCUGUCACUCCUCAACCAAUCUCCCCUAUAAAGCAGAUUCUCUGAACCUAUUUCAAUUUACAACUCCUUGCUUCCUCCAGUUUCUACCUCAAGGUGAACUUUGCAAAUUAUACCUAUAUGGAGCCGUGCUUGUCUGUUUUCUGACCACAACAGCCAUUUACAAGGUGGCAUUUCUCCACAAAAAACUCGGCAUCUCGAGGGAUGUCCUCGCCACUCGCGUCAUCCCACACCUUCUCCAGUUGUCCAUGGACAAUAAUCUCAAUUUGACCCAGUAUGCUGCCUUCGCCGAACUCAUUCGACAGAUGAUUACGCAACUGGAGACCCAGCAGAAGGCGAAACUGUCAGAGCUUCACGGUCAAGCGGAGGAAUCUGUGUGAGAUUUUUGUCAUUGUUCGUUUUUCCAGGACCCUUGCCGUUUUGCAGUCCCCUACUUAGUUAUUAGAUCCUUUUUCCAGUAAACGGUCCACUUGAGUUCAUCUGGAGUCGGCGGCCCUAGACUGGUUGUCGCAGUGCCCACCUCCUCCCUUACGGAAGAGUUGGGAGCCAUGUUGGGAGUUCGGCUGCGGUAUCAUCCGUCUGUAGGCGGCCCACAAACAGGACGCGAAUUUUCAGACAGUCACUACUUUUUCCGUCAUUUCUUUGCAUUUUCGCACUUGCCAAUCUCUAACUGGCCGAGCUUUUCUGACAGGCACUGUGGUGCUUUCCAUGUGGCCCUGUCCUGUCUAAAUAACAGACUCCUUCAUUUGCGCCUAACUUGCCCACCAAGAACACCCGGCUUAUUCAGUCGAAGUACUGCCACAUUACUUUGCAGUGUUACGCACACUGUGCAGAAUACUAAUGGCGUCAGUUUUAGGAAAAACGAUGGUUAGGUCAAACGUAAACAACCGGGUCACUGUCAUACUCCAUUUCUAUCUGUUUUUAGAUGCAUCCCCAGUUUCAUCCUUUCGCCGACAAUGACUGGAACAUCGUCAGAAAUGGUAUUUUAGCCCCUCCAGCUGUUUUCCUUCUUCUUACUCUAAUGUUUUGCAUUCAGGAUCCAUUGAUUUUCCCCCUUUUCACCGUGCGCACCAAGGAGUAUCAGCGGCACCAGUGUCAACCUCCCCAGCAAGUCUGGCCUACCCCCCCCCUCUCCCCUUUGCCUUAGACCACUGGCCCUCGGUGUCUCUACCUCUUGGAAUUCCAAGAGAUAGGAAUUAUUCGGGUAAAACUUUUGGCAUGUUGACGACGCCUGCAGGCCAGUCUACACGUAGCUAGUGGAGUUCGUGUAUUCCUUCUGUAAUUGGUAAUCUUAUUUGGGUAGCUGUUUCCUGAACUGUGAACAUUUGGUCACUUGCGGCAUUGGUGGCAGUCACUUUCAUCGUCAAACUCGUCGCCUAAGAUUGUGGGUCAUGAAGAAGUAAGUGAAAAUGAGGCUGUCAGUUCCUAUUUUUUAUGGCUUGCAUAUACCCUUGACGGCAACAUCGAAUGAGAAGUGGAGGGAAAUGUGAACCCCAAGAAGACUGGGCCUGUCCAGUAGCCUGGCUGAAAGUUAUCUGGUGCGUCAAGAGGCGGUGGGUUGUGGGACGGCCUCUGAUGAAGGUUUGGCGCAAAACAAGGUUACCGAACCGAAUCAGUCACGCAAAGAAGCUAUCACCGGUUAUGGUUGGUCACACAGCCGGCUCAUCGCUCUGUGUAAAUUUAGUCAUGUCAGGAUGCCGGCUUCUUAACGAGCUCCUUCCUAGCCGCUUAGAACAGCCACUGAUUUUCAAUUACCUUAUAAAUUCAAAUAUAUUUUGUGGAGAACAUACGGUAGGUGGGCUAACUCAUGAAAUGUCAACCGAAAUUUCAAAAUGCGUUUUCGUUUCAAAAAGAAUGAUAGGAUUAUAAAACCAAUCAUCUUGCAGCAUAAUACUAUUACAAUUCAGCUACCCUGAGGUGCCGGCUUUCAAACAAACUUCUUUUUGGGCUGCUUGCAAGAACUAUACUCCGCAAAAUUUGACUACUUAAGUAGCACGUACUUUUAUUGAUUUUCGAUGUCCUUAAAAAUUCAAUUAUAUUUCAUGAAAAAAAAUAUAAAGAUAUUUAUUUUCGCAUUCAUUCGGUACAAAAUGACGUCUUCUUUCAAUUUUAUACUCGACAAAAGGGUAUAAUUCGGUUUUCAAGAAAGUUUUCGGUUCCCGAAUAUCCUUGAACCUCGACCUGCCGUUGCACUUGCAUUUAGGGUUUACAAACUACAGCCGUAUAUUUUCCGCGUACGGAAAACCAUAAAUUCCUCUACGAUAUUAAGAGGAGACUAUGUGGAGUUCAUAAAAUUUAGCAAUGAAUUUGAGCCGCAUUGUUAACCUUACAAGCCACAUUGGUAAAUGCAGACAUGACGUUUUAUGAACGACCAUUUCACAGUAUUAAAAAAUCUCACAACGGGAAACUUUAAAGUCAAAUUAUACCCUUCCAUCGGGCAUAAGAGCGGAAGAAGACGUCAUUUUGUACCGAAUGAACAAGAAAAUAAAUAUCUUUAUGCAUUUUUUUCAUGAAAUAUAAUUGAAUUUUUAAGGGCAUUGAAAAUCAUUAAGAAAAAUGCGUGCUACUUAAGAAGUCAAUUUUUGCGGAACAUAGUUCUUGCGUGCAGCCAAAAAAAGUUUCUUCGAAAACCGGCAUCCUGAGGUAACUGAAUUGUGAUAGAAUUAUGCUGCAAGAUGAUCGGUUUUACAACCCUAUUAAUUCUUUCGAAACGAAAACGCAUUUCAUCAGUUAGCCCGUCUACUGUACAUAAAGCAUUCUUUCUUGUACCCAUUUAUUAUUACAACUCAACCUCAGUAAUCUUUUCUAAUCGGACAUAUUAUAGAAUUUCGGUUAAUACUUCAUGAGAUAGUACUUUUGCUGUAUAACUAGAAUGCGUACUAACUAUAAUGAUCGUAGUUUUUGUCUGUGUCCCAAUGCUUUAUACGGGCGGUGAUGAGAAUGCUACGCUUGCCCUAAUAGGCUUCCGAGCGACAUCAACACUUUUAUCUGACGACUCGGAAGCCCGCCAAGCCAACAAUGGUGAUAGAUCACGCGAGGGCCCGCAUUCAAUUCCCAGCCGCCGUUCCCAAGCUUUCGAAGUCUCCAAUGCGUAUCUAUUAGUUUGUUAAAUAUUAGCGUUAGUAAAUAAACUCACCUAGUUCGUGAGUAUUUGACUCCCAGUUGGUUUCUACUGUUUACUACAAACGUUGUAGUGUUUUCAAAAUUGGAAUUCUCUCUAGUCCUGCACCCCAUAAGACCGGCAAGACCGGUGUUUCACCUAUGUUUUGGCCAUAAUUUGUCCCCGUUGUUUUUGGUAGAACUAACUUGUCGCAACGCUUGUCUUAACGAAUAGUAAUUUUUUGCUGCUUAAACCACUUGCGUACAAUAGGUGUUCUAUCUCCUGCAAUAUUGGCUGAAAUUCUGGAAUGCUUUUAAUUCGAAAAGAUUACUUAAGUACGUUGUCAUACUAAUUAUCAUGUCGUAUAAGAUGUUCCAGUCACUUAAGGAUACCGGCUUUCGAAUGAGCUCUUUACCGACCAUCGGCAUGAGCUAUAUUCCCGCCGGUUUUGACACCCUUAUAAAUUCAAAUAUAUUUUAUAGAAAACACGCGCCGACAUACUAUUUCUCCUAUUCACUUGGUAGCAAAUUACAUUUUCUUCAAGUUUUAUACUUAAUCUUUUGAUUUUAAAAACGUUCUUAAUUAUGAGAUUUUUCAAGACCGUGAAAUGUCCAUCCAUACAGCAUUACAUCGGCAAGUUUAUUGAUGUUACAAUGUUAAUGCAUACAAUCGGGUUCAUAUACACUACACAACUUCAUGAGUUCUAUAUGUCCUCUUUAUAACAGCAUAUAGAACUGUAUGAUUUUUCUUGCACGAAAAAUAUACAGCCUGUGGUUUGGAAACCCCGAGUGCAAGUAUAACGGCAGGUCGGGUUCGGAAUUAUUCGGGAAUUUGGAAAUUUUUUUGAAACCGAAUUAUACUCUUUAUUCAAGUAUAAAAUUUGAAGAAAAUGUAAUCUGCUACCAAGUGAGCAGAAGAAGGAAUAUGUUUGUGCAUGUUUUUUUACAAAAUAUUGAAUUCAUAGGGGUAUCAAAAAUGAUGGUAAAAUUCAUGCUACUUAAGUAGUCGUUUUUACGGAAUAUAGCUUAUGCCAGCAAUCCAUAUGAAACUCAUUCGAAAACUGGCGUCCUGACGUGACCGGAGCAUCUUAACAUUAUGCGACGUGGUGAUUAAUACGACAACUCUGAGUGAUCUUUCCGGAUUGGAAGCACGUUUCGGAAUUUCCGUCAGCAUGUCAUGAGAUAUCCAGUCUACAGUACCUCGAGUAGAUUACCUGUCUGCUGGUGAUUCGGAGUUACCUGCCUAGGUUAGGCUGCCGUACCUCUAAUCUUAGUCCAUUUUUUACUAGAAUAGGACCCGAUAGAUGCGUUGUCCAACCUAUAUGCCGCUAUGCAUUGUCCUCAGCGCCAUAAUUGAUUGUAUUACUACAAUACUUCCGCAAAAUAAGUAGUAAAUAUUGUGCACGACUUUUCGGGCGUUGUCUACUACAGUUACAUUGUUGCGCGCGCAUGGUUGGCGCCAUUUACAGUUGCCCACUGCGCAAGAGACUGCGUCGACAUUCUCAUUGGCUCCUUACAUAAGGCAUUGAGCAUUCUCGUCAGUGUUUUGGGCGAAUGACCGAAUGCCGAUGAUCACACGAAAUCGUUGCUGUCGUGCACUUCCGGGGCCGCAUUUAACCGCAUCUGGUGUUCCCGUCCUCUAUGACUCCGACCUCCGCCAAACCCUCCCCCAUCCCCGACGGCUCGAUAUUCGAUGUUCGGUCGUCCUUGCGACUAAUCCAACCUAACAUAAAUUGUUAGUUGUCGGAAAUCAGCAGGGGGAUUUUUGCCAAGUGCGCGUUCAGAUCUGUCUGUUGCGUAACCAUUGGGGUUUGACAUUCUCAGCUUCUGCAGGGUAUCUGCGCAAUCUUUACGUCCGUCAGUUUGGUAAUUACUAUGGCACGCGUCGCUCACACUGCGCCAAUUUAUUCCCACAUUUGCUGGAGAAUUCAUAGCCACAAUUGUAAGUUGGCUUUGUACCAGAGGCCACACAGAGAAGGUUGAAGGGCCGACAGGUGAGCAAAACCCUCCGCAGCCGCAAAACGCAGCUAUAUAAAAUCAGUUUUUAGCUAGCACAGUGCCUGUGCUGGAAACACAUUUAAGCGGUACUACAGUUUAUAAAUUCACAUAACUUUCAACUAAGUAAUAGUUGGCACUGCCGUUGUUUUGGGGAAAAUCAUCUCGACGUUUGGUGCUACUAUUAGUGAACGUUGUUCUUGUCGAUGGGCAUGAAAUCUACCAGGAUCGUCGGCCGUCGGUAAAUUCAGUCAGAAUGUGCAUACCUCUAGUCAUCCAAAAACUCUCUUGACUUGUGACUCGCCAGACCGCGCAUUCGAUAGACGGCUUGGAGGGGUAAUGUCCUGUGGUUCCUGGGUCCCGAGGUGAAUGUCUCUGGUAUACAAGUUGAAGGUCCCAGGAUUGUGUCGAACGGUCUUACCGUAUGGCGCAACGUCCCUCGUGUGGCAGUUUUGCUAUGUCCGGUCGGUGCCUAUCCACACCUGAAGACAUUGCCCUCCGCGUGGUCCGCAACUGCUUACUGGUCAGGAAUGAGAUCCUGUUUAUUUCGCAGCCAGCCUUCGUGGAAGGCCGCUCUAGUGUCCGUCAUCUGCGAACGAGCCCGUUAGAUCACAACUAGGCUAGCAGAUACCCUCGUCCUGGGGUCUCUAGUUUGCACCGCUGCAAGCCUACUGACCUAGGAUCUUGUUUUCUUUUUUCUUUCCUAGGUGGACUUGAUGAUGUCUUCUAUUGGAGGUCUAAACAGCGUGCCCACUGCACCAUCCGCUGACCCACCCAGUCGUUCUGAAGUGGACCUUUUUGGCCCGACGACCUCCGAGAAUGGAGUCGCGAGUAGUGUUGGUGAUGGUGGCGGGAGUCAGCAGCCCGCUUGCAAGAACCCGCGCCAGCUCACCUUGGAGGAUAAGAAACGUAUUAUGGCAGAGGCCGAACAGUCGGAACGUCUGCGCGCCCAACCCCGCCUCUCACCUCAACGCCAGGACACAACCACCAAUACCACUCAACAAUACCAACAGGCGGCUCCCGUAGAUCUAACGGGAAAACUACUUUCUUCAAACCUUGAGGAGCUCAGUCUGACGCGGCGUACAACUCCGGCUUCCGCUACGUCCGGCCUGACACCAUUCGGGUUUGGCUCACCUCAGCCACAGCUGGGCUUCCCAAUGAUGUCACCCCCUAUCGCAGCCACACCGACACCCCUGAGCAGCGGCAUGGGCGGCCCCAUGGCGUUUGCUGCACCUCUGACGCCCACUUCGAUAAUGGUACAGGGCCCGAAGCCUGCCAAUAGUACGAGCACCCCAUUGUCGAUGUCGGACAUUGAUGACUUACUCAGCUGA